UAGCGCUGGAUAACGUUCUUGUUAACAGAGACUAACGCCUGGUUGUGGCGUGUUACAUACCUGAGUGCGAGGUCUUUGAUUAUACCUGUAUUUAACGGAUUUCAAAGGUGAUUUUUACCUUGAGUUACCUGUGACACAUUCUCCUCUGCUACUGUCUAUAUAUGCACUAGGCGCGUGAAGUUCUAUACCUGCAAAUCGGAGAUCCUGAAAAACUAUACCUGGCAUCUCAUCGGAGAGACCACGGGCUCAUCAUAUAUUGGACAGGUGGAAAUUAAAGUUCAGGUGCCUGUUCCACUGUACCGGGUGUACCACAGGAAAUCUGCCUGUUAUUUUUGGACAUUCUGACGAAUACUUCUGACCCUCGGGGGUAAUCUGACCAAAUGUACGAGACAAUGUCCAGAUGCGUCGGGACGUGUUACAGUCCUUCCGGUUUGUACGACAGUCCUGAAGAGGAAAAAAUCGCGCGCAUGCGGGAUAAAGAGCUGACGAAGAUACUGAAGGAAUAUCACAGACAAGAGCUCAAACGGAUGAAGAUCUUAUUGCUGGGUACUGGAGAGUCUGGGAAAAGCACAAUUACCAAGCAGAUGAGGAUUAUACACAUCAACGGAUUUCAAGACGAAGAAAGAUUGGCUUAUGUGGCGGAUAUACGGAGAAAUGUGAAAGAAUCAAUUGUGGCAAUGUUACUGGCCAUGCAAGAACUGUCUAUAGCUCUAGAUGAUAAUUCCAAACAGCCUAGUGCAGAGUUCAUCUUGAGAGAGGCUGAUACUCCCGGUAUUGAAAGCACUGAGGAGUUCUUUGAUCAUACGACAAGUCUGUGGGAGGACAACGGGGUUGCUGAGUGCUACUCCCGAUCAAACGAGUUCCAGCUUCUAGACUCCGCCAAAUAUUUCCUUGAUAAAUUGGGUGAGAUUCGAUUGAAGGAUUACAUACCGUCCGAUCAGGAUAUUUUACGAUGCCGAGUGAUAACAACCUCAAUACGCCAUAUUGACUUUGAUGUUCCCGACGGUGGAGAGAAAGUCAGCUUCAGCGUGUAUGACGUGGGCGGACAGAGAGGGGAGAGAAAGAAAUGGAUACAGGUUUUUGACAGCGCCGCCUCCAUCUUGGUAUUGGCAGACGCCAGCAGCUUUGACCAAACUCUUCGGGAAGAUUCCAGUAAAAAUAGACUCAUAGAAGCUUUGGAAAUAUUUGAGCAGGUGUGGCGAAAUAGAUUUCUAAGAUACGUUUCCAUCAUCCUUUUCAUCAACAAGAUCGAUAUUUUGGCAGAAAAAGUCAUGUUAGGCCAUUCCAUCACGAAACUGGCUGAGAAAUAUCCGGACAUUUUCCCGGAUUUUGACAGUUACGUUCCAUCUGCCACAGAAAGGGCGGCCUUCCUCGAGUCAUUUCCUGGGGGGAGAGGCCGUAAGAAGUCCAGAGCCUCUUCAAGGACAGAUGUGGAUGAUGAGGUCAUUAAGACCGCCGUGUACAUCAAACAUCUGUUUAUGAAAAUUGUGACGGGUGAGUUAGUUUUACGUCCAGGAUUGGAGCACACGGACAAAAAAUGGCACUCUCAUCACUCUUGCGAGUACUACUACACAUGCGCAAUUGACACUAAUAACAUCGAGCGAGUUUUGGACGGCUGUCGGAGAAUCAUCAUAAGGAAACACUUGGAGCGGUUUGGAAUCAUCUGAUUUGUUAAGCCAUGUUUGUAUUGGAUUUUCAUUCGAUGGAUUCCAGAAACAUACUGGUUUCCAGUUGACUAUGUGCAGGGAACUAUUUUUUAGGUCCCAAAUGCUCUGCGUCAGAUGUGCCAUGAAAUAGUUGUGCCACCGACUGUGUCUCUAUGAGCAGAGAUAUGGAAAGCUACAUCUCCUGGCCUGUUUUCUCUGUGCCUUAUUCGAAGAAACCUGAUGAUGGUUCAAAUCGGGACACGAUGGGGUUAUUUAGUACCGUGUGAACUAUGCGAGACUGCCCUCGUAGCAAAAAAGGACGUCACUAAAGCUUGACGAGACGAAGAGGUCAUACAUUCCAGGAAUGAUGUGUCUGGACUGAGAUUAACGACAGAGGCUUAAAACCAUAUCAGUGAGUGCUGGAAGUGUCACUGCGUAUAGUGGAGUUAAUUCGCGGAAUUGACUUUUCACGCAUUAUCCCGCGAAAACAGUUAGUUUUCUGGUCUGGAGGAGAAAAGCCAAUAACGACCCCUAGUGAACCAGGUUGAAAGUAGUGCACACUUUCUCCUCAUGUACAACUGGGAAUAACAUUUGAUAUAUGUGUUUUAGGGCUGAAAUAUAUUCCAGUCUUCAGGUACAUUUAAUAAGUGUAGAUCCAUUGAAACGCCAAGUGAGAAAUGAAAUCACCGGAGGUGCAUUCCCAACAGGUGCCGUUGCCACCAGGUUGAAAGGAACGUUUCAGUGAUUGGGGUCCGAUUUAUUAUUGAAAACCGCUGACAAGGUUAUCUUGGAUAUGUAUCUCCAUAAAAAUACUUGUACACAUCGCUUAUAAAUUUGCUAGGAUACUAUCAGCUUAUCUGAGUGUAGACGUGUCAGUUGAAGUGCCACCUACAGGUGCCCAGAGCUUUAUAUCUGUUUCACGCUGAGUAAAUGUUGUGUGACUUUAGUCUGUGCUAAAUGGUUGCAUGAGUAGAUCAUCGCCUUGACUGUAUUCCAGCGAUUAAAAAGAAGCCUUUUAUAAAAUAUGUAUGAUAAUACUAUGUGUACAGACUAGCAAACAUUGUGCAUAUAGGACAAAGCUUUUUCUUAUGUUAUCUUAUCUCAAAGGAAAUACUGUGUGUAGUGCAGAUGUUUCGACCGCAUGCAAGUCCCUGACAACUGUCAAAGAACCGUAGACUGACUGAAAGCUGUUUGUUGUUGAACGAUGAUCAAAUGAGGAUAAAAAAGAGACCAUUGAAGAGUGGCUAUUUCGUUACAUCACAACUUUUCUAGUCGAUAGCGUUCCCCAAAAAGAGAUCAGUGUCAUGUAAUACUAAGUCAGUGAAAACAUGAACAUGGUUUAUCUAUGUAUUUACUUUGAUAGGUGUUACUCAAGAAUACGCCGUACUCAAGAAUAUUUCACUGAUACGCCGGCGGCCAGCGUUAUGGUGGAAGGAAACCAGGCAGACCACUGGGGAAACCCACGAUCAUCCGCACUUAGCUGGAACACCUUCCCACAUAUGGCCGGAGAGGAAGCCAGCUUGAGCUGCAUAGACUUGAACUCACAGUGGCAUGAACGGUUUACUUGUAUAUUGCUUGUAAAAUAAGCCUAUAGAUGUAUGGAUGGAUAUAAACAUGUGUGCACAGAUUACUGGAUUUUUAAGUGGUAUUUUUGCACUAUUAAUGCUAGUCUUUGUUCAGUUGUCCUCCAUUAGUUGUCUCAGAUUUUAAAUGUUAACGUCUUAUAAGCGCCAGUAUAACACUCUGCCCAAUGCCAUAGACAAAGAAGCAUUUGGUAUAUAAGUCUGACAAUGGAACAUCGAUCAUGUAAAAUUCUUGUUUAUUACAUAUGUUGCCAACUUAAUUACAGUUACAAAUGCAGAAUCAUUAGUCUGAUAUUUGAAGGACUCAGAUAUGUGCACUUUAUUAAGGAUUGCAUGUCCACUCUGCGUGGUUCUGUUGAAUGCAUAGGUGUUUUCUAGAUGUAGUGUGUCUUUGCUAUUAACUAUUCAUUUGAAGACUGUGUGAUCAUAUUUAUUGCCUGGUUGUCUAUGUAUAUAUUAUAAUGCUGUGAUAAAGCAUAUGUCUCAACCCGCAUGCCUUAAUGAUGCUCCAUCACAUGACAGAAUACAUCAUGUCAUUUACCAUCACAAAGUUUCAAAUGUAAUCUGUAUGCCAUCGUUAUUUGAACAUGAGAGGUACCAUAAGUGUCUUUUUACAAUCACUGUGAUCUGGAAUAAAAAAAGUCUUGCAGAAGACAUAC
This is a messenger RNA of Liolophura sinensis, 3888 nucleotides long. RefSeq names its product guanine nucleotide-binding protein G(olf) subunit alpha-like. The coding region runs from base 381 to 1667 and encodes 428 amino acids. Gene Ontology annotation, biological process: sensory perception of chemical stimulus; adenylate cyclase-activating dopamine receptor signaling pathway. The transcript is spliced from 12 exons. Gene Ontology annotation, cellular component: cytoplasm; heterotrimeric G-protein complex. The record is from RefSeq and is a predicted model, not a curated record. Gene Ontology annotation, molecular function: G protein-coupled receptor binding; GTPase activity; guanyl nucleotide binding. NCBI's taxonomy places the organism in Eukaryota, Metazoa, Mollusca, Polyplacophora, Chitonida, Chitonidae.